Malassezia japonica is the source of this 879-nucleotide messenger RNA. RefSeq lists its product as uncharacterized. Gene Ontology annotation, cellular component: cytosol. The record is from RefSeq and is a predicted model, not a curated record. Bases 1 to 879 code for a protein of 292 amino acids. Gene Ontology annotation, molecular function: magnesium ion binding; holo-[acyl-carrier-protein] synthase activity. The transcript has a single exon. Lineage: Eukaryota; Fungi; Basidiomycota; Malasseziomycetes; Malasseziales; Malasseziaceae.
AUGUCGGUCGACGUCUGGGCGGUGGACGUCUCGGCGUGGAACGCGCUGCCGUACACGCGCGUGGAUGCGCGGGGGGCACGACAUAGCGACGAGCACACGCGCGAAUUCGAUAGGGACGCCGCGGCGCUCGUCCAGCCGUACGACCCAGAGGGGUACGCCAAGGUGCAGCAGUACCUGCGUGCGGUCGACCGUGUGCGCUCGCUCAUUGCGCGCCUCUUGCCGCGUGUGUACUGCGCAACGCAUGGGAUUGCGUGGAGCGAGGUUGCGGUGCGCACCGCAAGCGGCGGGCGGCCGUACCUCGAGACCAAUGGGACGUAUAUCGACUACAACCUGACGCACGACGGCGACUGGGUCGUCAUGGCCGUGUGCCGGCACAGCGGCGUGCGCGUCGGCAUUGACGUGAUGGAGGUCGCGCUGCCGUCGUUUGAGGACAGCAGCGCAUCGUUCUGCCGCACGAUGGAGCAGUCCAUGGCGCCGCCUGAAAAACAGUACGUCUUGGCGGCGAGCGACGACGCAGCCAUACUGCAGCGGCUCAUGGACGUAUGGACGUACAAGGAGGCGUAUACGAAAAGCAUCGGCGAAGGCCUCGGAUGCGACUUUCAGAGUAUCGAGGUCGCGUUCUGGGAGGAUCCGCUGCAGCUGCGCGUACGCGGCCAGGCGAUCGACGACGUGCAGUUUGUCGAGAUUGUGCUUCCGCCUGGCCAACAAGGCGCGUCGAAGCCCUCGCAGGUCGCACUGGCCCUGCAUGGCCACGGCGCGCGCCCCCCCUGGCCGCAUCCGAGCAAGGUCGACGCGGCGCGUGCAUCCGACAAUGGAUGGCUACAUACAUGGACCUAUGACGCGUUCCUUGCGUACGCCCGCGACACGCACCGCCCGUAG